Molecule: messenger RNA, 3758 nt
Organism: Nilaparvata lugens (brown planthopper)
Lineage: Eukaryota; Metazoa; Arthropoda; Insecta; Hemiptera; Delphacidae
Gene: PPP1R15
Exons: 3
Coding region: 528-2540 (670 amino acids)
Biological process (GO): response to endoplasmic reticulum stress
Cellular component (GO): protein phosphatase type 1 complex; endoplasmic reticulum
Molecular function (GO): protein phosphatase regulator activity
Source: RefSeq, a predicted model, not a curated record
AGACCAGAUGAUUGAUGAUGUUUCAGUUCUAAAUUCUAUUAUUGUUUAGCCUACAAAGAAUCAAAUAUGUCUCAAUUUUCGAAUUUUAUUAUGUGAUGUGAUUUUCUGCUUGAAAAUGCCUUCGAGAAGUGUUGUCAGUAAUUCAUUCAAUCUUUUUAAUGACGAUUUUGCAUCUAAAUGUCGCGAAUUUCAAUCAGUGCUCACUAAAUUCAACUCUAUAAAAAGAGAUCAGAAGUCGCUCAUCAAAGAGGAAGUCUCUCAUCGAAGUCUUUCAUCAGAAGUCUGGAAGAGGAAAAAAUUGAAAAUCCAAAGAAGAAAUCAAUAUUUUAUGGGUCGUAUCAAUAAUCAUAGACCUAUAUCAUGUGAAUUUUAUCAUCAGUUGUCAGACUCUUAUAAUAUGUUGUGUGUUUCUGACUAUGAUACUAAGUUAUGUCUGAUGUAAUUCAAAGUUUAUAAGUGCAACGAAGACAUUGACUGCGUUUGUGACAAGUACUAAAACGUGUCUGGAAUCUGUGAAAUAAAUCAACAUGUAUCUUCAUGCUUCUGGUUUCAAAACUGACUCCCGCAAGAAUAUGGAACAUUCGGGUGUAGCUUCAUUCCUUUCCCGACAUUUGUCAAGGUAUGGUAAUCAGCAUUCUCAAUUUCAUACGCAGUCAUUAGGUAACUCAUCACCAAGUUUCAAUAUGAAGGGAUUUGUUCCUUGUUUUCCUCAUCAUUCUAACUUAGUAUGUAACACUGUGAAAACAUCUAAGCAGUUAACUACAUCCAAUGACAGAAGGAUGGCUACGUACUCUGAAAUUUCUGCGAUUAACAUUUUACCAAUAUCAUAUCUGGUAGGAGGAUUUGUGGGAAGUAAGAGUCUCACAGCAAUGAAGGGAAGCAGUAUACAGAUCUGGGAUAUUGUUCUGGACAAAAUUUAUGAUAUGAUGAAUGACCAGUUAGUUUGUUCUGAAGACCUUGGUCACCAAUUGGACAGAUUUGAAAAUUCCUCUUCUAGUCCAAUCACAGAAAAUCUACCUCCUAAAAGAACUUACGCCUCAGUUAUGAAAAUGAAUCCUAGCAUAAAACCUAGCGAUGAAUAUGCAGAAUUGGUAAUGAAGUAUGAUAAUUCUAGAAAGUCCAGACGUAGAGGAAAAAGUUCCUCAAGCUCCUAUAGGGGUGACAAGAAAAUGAACAAUCCAGUCAAAAGUUGUUUCAAUUCCAGUCGAUGGUCCAAUACCCGGAAAAAGCAUGGUAAAAAGGGUGCAGAAAAAUUCAAUAGAAGAGAAAAAAUGGAAGCAGCCAAAGAUGGAAUGGAUUUUAUUAACCAAGAGUUUGGUAGAGACACUCAGUUUAAUAAGAGUACUAGUCUCAAACGACCCUGCAUCACAGAUAAAAUAAUGGAGAAUCUACAAAUGAAGGGAGUUGCAGCUUCAACAACAGAAUCAACAACUGCUACACCUUGUAGGAUUCGAUCAACUCCAUCUGUAUCACUCUACAAUCUCAAUGCAAAUCAAGCUAAAUCAAAUUUCGACAAGGAAAAAGACUGUGAUCGACAACAACUAAUGGCUUGUAAAAUGAAACUGGACAGUGAAGAUAUUAGUGCUUCAAAACCCAGAGUGAAUUCUGAAUCAUCCAUAGAAAGUGAAGAUAGCUUCAUAGUAUUUGAACCUUCUGAUGCUGAUAACAUUUCAUGUUUUAGUAUUGAAAGUGAUUCUUUGAGUGGAAGUGAUGAUGACGACGAUGCUUCAGAUUCAGAGUCAGAUAUCUGCAGUACAUACAUUUUCUAUGGAAAUACCAAAUUCAAUGAUGUUGCAGCUAAUCAUUCUGCCAGCGUACCUUUAUUCGAAAAAGCGAUGAUUUGCUUGAUAUGUAAAAAGAAUCAUAACGAACAUUUAGAUUUCCCUCAUAGUUGUGAAAAUAUAAUUGAAUCUCCUAGAAACAAUAUCACAUUGAACUACGUACCUGAUGGAAGAGUGUCAAGUGCCUUUGCUGACAGUAAAGACAGGUCUAAAGCCUCAUGCAAAUUGUUUAUCAACUCAAAACCAAACUCUGAUGAAGAGAAUGUUCCGAUUUAUUGUGAUAUUGAUGAAGAAUCUCUCUUGCCAACUUUUGUUGAUCCCGUUUCUGAUAUUGCUGCAGCCUGUGAUCAUGAUUACCAGUUACCAACCUAUGAAGAACAUUUUUGCUCGGAUAACAAUCACUUCAAUCUUCUCAAUAAGAAGUGGUGUCAAAUUUUCUGUGAUGAUAAUAUUAACCAGGAUAGUGAAAGUUCAAAAUCUCGAAAAAAGGUCACCUUUGCUCCUGAAAAUAGAUUAGUCAGUGUAAGAACUAUGCGAACAUGGGAUUACGCGUUGCGUUCAGCGCGUGUCGGUCCCUGGGAAGUGCUAGCUCGAGAUUCGAUGCGUUUCUGCCAUAGAAUUUCCCGAACUGAAGAAAUUCUCAAGCCAAUCUUUAGUGAAGAUCAUCGAACAAAGAUUUGGCUCGAACGUUUUGAAACUCAGUCAGCUGAUAACAGCCAACAAAUUCCUGAUAAGACAUUGUUGAAUUGUUUGAAUUGAAAUGUUGAUUUUAAAGCGUAAGUGUUUAUUAUAAAUUUAAGGUUACAGUAUUUUUUACUUUCAUGUUCCUUUAUUUAAAUUCUUGCCCACUUUGAGGUGAAAUUAUUUUUUCUAUAAUAUACUGCACAAAAAAUUUUAAAUACUUACUAUUUCAUCAAUUGUUCCAAUUUUUAAAAAUAAUCUGAGGGUCAAUAAAUAGAUCAACUAGAAUAAUUACAUUCCGCGGGGCUUUCAUUAAUAUAAUAUUAAUGCUAGAAUGUCUAUAUAUCCUGCUCUCUUAUUGAAGUAUUUUAAAGAUUCAUCUAGAUAUUGAUUCAUUAGUUGAGAUAAACUACAAUUUCACAUUGUAUUUGGUUAUAACCUAUUUCAUCUCCACAUAAAGAAUAUGUAGUCAUUCAAUAAUAAUAAUAAUUGUCUAUAUUUUAGUCUUAUUGCAUGCUCACUUAUUUUACUCUCUUGUAUGUACAUUUAUUAUAGACUGCCACAUGAAGUUAGUCAUUUGAAGUUUAAUUUAUUUACAAAUUAUAAUAUAUUUAUGGAGGAUGUAAGUUAUUAAUUACACAGAUAUAUUUUAGUUUAAUUUGCAAUUUCAGUGUAUUUUUUAUUAUUCCAAUCCAAGACCGAAAAUCAUUAUUUUCAUGAGUUUGAAGUAAAGAUGAAUGAAAUCAUGAGAAAGUCAGUAUAUUUUUUUGUUUCGCUGCAGUUUCACCUCUUUCAUCGUCUGAAAUGUCAUCAGUAGGGAUAUCGAGCUUUUUUAUAAAAAUCAUGUCUUAAAAUACAAGAAAAUCAAUCGAAAAUAUUAUCAAUUCAUAUUACUGGCCUCGAAUAGUGGGCUUAAUUUCCUUAGUUAUCAAUUCAUGAAAAUGUGCUGUUCUUGUUUUAUUAAAAAUGUUUUUGAAGUGGCUUUAAAAACGUUUUGAAGAAGAGAAAAUUUUCAGCUUCGAAUCAAACAAUGAGCAAUAAAAUCAACUUAUAUCAUUAACAGUAAAAUGUGCUGCUCUUGUAUUAUAAGAGAGACGAUUAUGAAGUGGCUCUAAAUAUUACUGAUAACUUGUUGAAAACAUGACUGAUUGGAAAAUUUUCAACUUGGCCUCAGUCUUGAAUAAUGCUGUAUAUACUUAAAUAGUGUGAAUGUAUUGUUUUCUAUAGAGUCUUGCUUUAUGUCACUGUAAAUAUAGUGUAAAUCAUUCUCUUAAAAUAUAAAAUAUUGGAUGAGAA